UUUCAUACCACACCCGCCGCCGUACCACCACAUCCGCCGCCGCACCACCACUUCAAAUCAGUUGAUUUUCUCUUCCAUUUUACUCAUCUUCUGACAACAAAUUCUGCCAAAAAAAUAACGCUGAAAAAGCUACCCUAAUCCCCUUCCCCCGUCGAAUUCCGAUGAGUACAUACUCGGACCACCGCGUAUGAGAACAGUAAAGUCCAAAUCAUUUCGCAAUGCCAAGCGGGUUCCCGAAUUGGGUGCUCCAUUUCUGCUUCGAGCAAAUGCAAUCCCCCAUGAUUUAAUCAGGUGGAGCUACUAUGACGGAUCGGAAGCUGAUGGUGGUUUUGUUUGCAGGGGUAAAUAUUAGAUAUACUCAGCCCUUUUGACCAAACGUCUGAUUACGGUUGACUGUUUUGUCAAUCACCCCCAAUCCAUCCAACCAAGAAAAUCCAAUAUCAAAGUCUAUUUCCAAAACUAAUUCCCUCCUCCUCUCCCACUUCUAAGCGAUGCAAGUAUCCCAAAACCUCAGCUGUGGCGCCAUCAAUUCAAAUCCCGUAAACCCUAAUUUCAUCUCCUGCAACUCGAAUUGUUCGUCUUCUCUCAAAUUCAACAGUUUGGGUUUCUCCGCCGCAGUUUUUCCGACGUUCAAGGCCACCAUACCCAGAAUCCCCAAUGCCAACACUUUCAAUAGCGCCGGGCGCCGCCGUUUCCGUCCCUUCGCCGCCGCUAAAACUGCCUCCUCCGGUCCUGAUUACUAUUCCGUUCUGAAAGUCGGUAGAAAUGCCACUCUGCAAGAAAUUAAAGCCGCGUAUCGCUCACUUGCCAGGAAGUACCAUCCUGAUAAGGGUUCUGGUGCUGAAGACAAGUUUAAGGAAAUAGGUGCUGCAUAUGAGGUGUUAUCAGACGCUGAGAAAAGAUCCUUAUACGAUCGUUUUGGGGAGGAAGGUCUACAUGGAGAAUUUGAUGCCGCUAGUGGUGGUUCAGGGGUGGAUGCUUUUGAUGCUUUUGCUGAGUAUUUUGGUGGACCCAGUGGCUUUUUUGGAGGAAGCAGUAACCAAGGAGGCUUCAAUUUUAAUUUUAACGGAAAUAGCAGCCAGAAUCUUGACAUCCGAUAUGAUUUAUAUUUGAGCUUUGAAGAAUCAAUAUUUGGAGGUAAACAUGACGUUGAAGUACCAUGCUUAAAUACAUGUGAGGAUUGUAAUGGAACAGGUGCAAAGCCCAACAGUAGUGUGAAAAUGUGUGCUGAAUGUGGUGGUAGAGGACGGGUGGUGAGAACAGAGAAGACACCUUUUGGAAUUAUGUCUCAGGUGACUUCCUGCUCAAAAUGUCGUGGUGAGGGGAAAAUAAUCACGGAUCGCUGCCGAAAAUGCAAUGGACGCGGUCAAGUUCGAGCAAAGCGGAGUAUUGAGGUUGUUGUUCCACCUGGAGUUGAUGACGGAGCCACAAUGCAAGUCCGAGGAGAGGGAAAUUCUGAUAAAACGAGGGGUAUAGCUGGGGACCUGUAUCUGGUCCUCCAUAUUGAAGAGAAACAAGGAAUUCAAAGAGAUGGAAUGAAUCUAUACUCAAAGCUAGUCAUCGACUACACAGAAGCAAUUCUGGGGACUAUUAAGAAGGUGGAUAGUGUUGAAGGUAGGAAGGAUCUUCGGAUUCCCCCGGGAACUCAGCCAGGGCAUAAGUUAAGGUUACCAUGCAUGGGCGUUCCAAAUAUAAAUAAACCUUCUGAACGAGGCGAUCAUUAUUUCACUGUGGAUGUUCAAAUCCCUAAAUACAUUAGUGAUGCAGAACGAGCACUAGUUGAAAAGUUGGCUUGCCUUAGGAAAAUCGAAGGCUAUACAGUCCCAGGAAACGACGGAGGAACACGUCGUAAUGGCGGCAAAGACCAAUCUUCAAGCCAGAAAAUGCAUUGGUGGAAGUCAAUCAAGGGCGUGUUAGGGAGAAAGGGACCCGGGGAAGCAUUUGCAUCGGUCUGCAUUGAUGCACCGGCACCAUGGCUUUACAAAAAGCCUCUGCCUAAUUUGCCCUCAUUGAUUACUAUUUCUAUUAUUUUUGUUUCGGCAGUUGUCACUUUCUUCAUGAGCAAAUCCAGGUGCUGUAAAUUUCGGCAACAAAAGAAACAAAUCGAACACCGUUCUCUUCCACCAAAGAAUGUAAAAGGGUAAUUCAAUCAAUAUUCGUAUACUCUAAAUUCCAUAUAAUGUAAUCUUUAUACUUAACAUGCCAUUGGAUCGGAGGAAUUGUUCUUCAGAAUUUAUAAUUUAUACCACAGUUUACGCUA
Erythranthe guttata (spotted monkey flower) is the source of this 2260-nucleotide messenger RNA. Lineage: Eukaryota; Viridiplantae; Streptophyta; Magnoliopsida; Lamiales; Phrymaceae. The record is from RefSeq and is a predicted model, not a curated record.